GACUUUUAUUUUGAUUGGGAUAUAUGACGUCAUAGAGCCGCGCCGCGCUCCUGCGUUUGUUUCAGCUGAAGAAAGGACAAAGUGUAUAAACACACAGAAAAACUCCUGCUGAAUCAACUGAGAUCCACGUGACACUAUUAUAAAGAUGGCGUUUAUUAAAGAGGAGAGUGAAGACAUGAAGAUUGAAGAAGCAGAGAGUGAAGACAUUAUUAAAGUGGAGAGUGAAGACGUGAAGAUUGAAGAAGCAUUCAGAGCCAAACAUGAAGAUACUGAGGAACAAACAGGCCUGAUGCCACAGAAAGAGGAGAGCCAAGAUCUGAUUGGAAUGGAAAACAAAGUUCAGCAUGAGAAACAUCAUGAUUUCAUAACUGGAGAAAAGCCUUACACAUGCCCUCAGUGUGGGAAGAGUUUCGUUAAUAAAACAGGCCUUAAAACGCACAUCAGAAUCCACACUGGAGAGAAACCUUUCACCUGCGAACAGUGUGGAAAGAGUUUCAGUAAAAAAGGACACCUUAAUCAGCACAUUAGAAUCCACACUGGAGAAAAGCCUUACACCUGCCAACAGUGUGGAAAGAGCUUUACUUCAAAAGGAAAUCUUGAAAAACAUAUGAAAAUUCACACUGGAGAAAAGCCUUACACUUGCCAACAGUGUGGGAAAAGUUUCACCAGAAAAGGAAAUCUUGAAGUCCACAUGAGAAUUCACACUGGAGAGAAACCUUUCACCUGCCAACAGUGUGGAAAGAGUUUCAUUAAAAAAACAAACCUUAAAAACCACACGAGAAUUCAUACUGGAGAGAAGCCUUACACGUGCUCUCAAUGUGGGAAAAGUUUUAAACAUAAACAACACCUCGAUGACCACAAGAGAAUUCAUACUGGAGAGAAGCCUUACACCUGCCAACAAUGUGGAAAGAGUUUCAAUCACAGAGGAAACCUUGGAGACCACAUGAGAGUUCACACUGGAGAGAAGCCUUACACCUGCAAACUGUGUGGAAAGAGCUUCAUUCGAAAACCAAACCUUAAAUACCACAUGAGAAUUCACAGUGGAGAGAAACCUUUCAUAUGUUCUCAAUGUGGAAAAAGUUUUAAACAUAAACAACACCUCGAUGACCACAUGAGAAUUCAUACUGGAGAGAAACCUUUCACCUGCCAACAAUGUGGAAAGAGCUUCAUUCAAAAAGGAAACCUUAACAAACACAUGAAGAUUCACAAGGGAGAAAGGCCGUUUACUUGCUUUCAGUGUGGAAAGAGUUUCAGUCAACAAGGAAACCUAAACAGGCACAAGAGAAUUCACACUGGAGAGAAGCCUAACAGAUCUCCUCAGUGUGGAAAGAGUUCCAAUCAAAGUGGAAACCUUGAUGUCCACCGGCGAAUUCACACUAUGGAGAGCCUUUUUACCUGCCAACAGUGUGGAAACAGUUUCACUUAUAAAAGAAGCCUUAACAGGCACAUGAAAAUUCACACAGGAGAGAAACCUAACAGAUCCCCUCAGUGUGGAAAGAGUUCCAAUCAAAGUGGAAACCUUGAUGUCCACCGGCGAAUUCACACUAUGGAGAGCCUUUUUACCUGCCAACAGUGUGGAAAGAGUUUCACUCAUAAAAGAAACCUUAACAGGCACAUGAGAGUUCACACUGGAGAGAAGCCUUACGCCUGCCAAUGGUGUGGAAAGCGUUUCAGUCAACCUGGACACCUUAAAGUCCACAUGAUAAUUCACACUGGAGAGAAGCCUUUC
Molecule: messenger RNA, 1729 nt
Organism: Sinocyclocheilus anshuiensis
Lineage: Eukaryota; Metazoa; Chordata; Actinopteri; Cypriniformes; Cyprinidae
Product: gastrula zinc finger protein XlCGF57.1-like
Exons: 6
Biological process (GO): regulation of transcription by RNA polymerase II
Molecular function (GO): DNA-binding transcription factor activity; RNA polymerase II cis-regulatory region sequence-specific DNA binding
Source: RefSeq, a predicted model, not a curated record